GUCAGUACAAUUUUCGCGCUCAACACGACAACAACGUUAGUCUAAUCGACUGUGAGCUCACUAGUUCUCAAGUGUGUCGGUUACAUUGUGAAGCCCGAAAAUCCUUGGAAAGCCCGAAACGGUUUUGGAGUGUUUACCCACCUACCUCUGGAAACAAACAGAAACAACAGGAAAAUACCGGCCGAAAAAGUCGGGAGUGAGCCACGCGCCAAUCCGCAUCUGUCGAGAACACCAUGUCAUGCCGAACUGAAUAAACCAAUAGUCCUAGUAGUAGUACUUUUACUGAUUUAAAACGUAAUUUAAACACGCAAAAUCCUGUCGAAAUGACUGUUGCAGCAGCGCCAAAAGCCGGUGGCGGGCUCAAGCGGGAGAUGGGCCUAAUGUCUGCCAUCAACGUGAUCAUCAGCGUUAUGAUUGGGUCCGGAAUUUUCGUGUCCCCAACCGGUGCCUUCAAGUAUGCCGGUAGCAUUGGCUUCUGCCUGGUGGUUUGGACCGUUUGUGGCGUGAUAUCGUUGUUGGGUGCGUUGUGUUUCGCCGAGUUGGGAACCGUGGUGCCGCGAUCCGGGGCCGAGUAUGCCUAUCUGAUAGAGGCUUUCAAAAAAUCACACAAAUUUUGGGGCCCGCUGCCUUCCUUCAUCUGCGCCUGGGUGUAUGUAAUGGUGCUGCGGCCGGCCGAGAUCGCUGUGAUCAUUCUCACGUUUGCAGAAUACUCAAUCUUACCGUUCAGCAAAGUGCUAGGGCUGAACGAACUUUCCCCGCAAGAUCUUCAUUUAUUAAUCAAAUUGAUUGCACUGUUAGGAUUAGGCAUCAUCACGUACAUCAACGUGAGCAGCGUCAAAUUGUACGUGACCAUCAACAACGUAUUCGGAUUCUGCAAGGUGGUGGCAUGUCUCGUCGUUAUAUUUGGUGGUAUCUACCAGCUGGCGAAAGGAAACACCGAGAAUCUAUCCCAUGGCUGGUUCGAUGGAACCAGCUUUUACCCUGGGCACAUUGCGUUGGCCUUCUACAACGGUCUAUGGGCUUACGACGGCUGGUCCAGCGUUACAACCAUCACAGAGGAGAUAAAAAAUCCUGAAGUUAACAUUCCGCGUUCAAUUAUAAUUGCCGUACCCAUCAUCACAGGGCUGUAUGUCUUCAUGAACUUCGCCUAUAUGAUCGUACUUUCGAAACCUGAUAUGAUCCACUCCGAAGCUGUCGGUCUAGACUUCGGCGAGAGUGCUUUGGGUUCGUUCGCUUUCUUAAUCCCACUCGGUGUGGCUCUGGCUACCUUUGGCUGUGCCCUCAGUAUACAGUUUGGGGUCACCCGAAUGUGUUACGUGGCUAGUAAAGAGGGACAGAUGCUUGAACCACUGUCAUAUAUCCAUGUGAAGCGAGCCACGCCGGCACCUGCAGUAGUUAUGCAGGGAUUACUUGCUCUGUUAUUCAUCAUGGCCGGGGACAUAGAAAUGCUUAUCGAAAUGGCUUCAUUCCUGAUAUGGUUUUUCUACGGGUCGGCAGUUAUUGCCCUGUUGGCUUUGCGUAAAACUCAACCGAACGUACAUCGUCCCUACAAGGUGCCACUAAUUGUGCCAUAUCUCACGCUGGCUGUGUCUAUAUUUUUGUCCGUCGUACCAAUAGUGUCGGAUCCAUCGCCGAAAUACUUCUUUGCCGUCGGAUUCAUUCUGAGCGGCGUUGCCGUAUACAUUCCUUUCGUUUACUACAGAAUACGGCCGAAAUGGAUGGAUAAAGUAACAUAUUUAAUCCAAGUGUUGUUCGAAGUUGUUCCAACUUCUGAAAAGUCAGAAUAAAUAUAAGUUUCAUAAGAAUUUUAAUUUAAAAAAAGAGUCUAGAAGAUAAGAUCAAUUUUACUAUCAAUGUUUAAUAAACUACCUCUUAUGUUCAAAUGUUUUUUUUUUAUAAAAUGAAAAAUUUCAAUGCCUUUGUUAAAAUAUUUUUAGGUUUUUUUUUUAAGUCUUGUUUCAGCAGGACGUAUCUGGACAAACCGUAUCGGAAUUUCGGAAAAUAUAAGAUAAGAUUACAUUAUUUUUUAAUUUUGUAUUUUAUUGUACUUUCAUAGUUCACCAAACUAUGUUUUCUGUUUCUUCCAACGGUUUAAAGUCGAUGAAACAAAAUUCACUGUUCGGAGGUUUCACUGUUCUGUAAAGGUAAGUUAAGGGGCGAGAAAAAAGGAUUUGACAUACAUUCAAUAAUCAAUCUAAGAGUGCAAUAGUGAAAUAUAAACAUGUUCAGGUUGAUCAGGUUUUACACUACUUCGAGAGAUUUCUGUUGCACAUUGUUUCUGUUCUUUCGGAACAUGUGUUAGUCGUAUUAUAUUGUUUAUUUCGGCUGAUUACCGCUUUUCAAAGAUACCACAUUCACCUAUUGAUUUCACAGCAGAUUACUGUUACUCAUAACAGGGUAGCCUCUUUGUUUAUAAUAUGAAAUAAAUAUCAGAAACAAAGUAAUUUAAAGUGUUGCUACUAGAUAACUUUAGUCACACAUUUGGAUUAAUGUUGCUAUAUCAUAUCACAUUUAUAUAAUCAAUCGUACGGAGGAUUGACAAUAAUCCAAACUAACGUAAAAAAAAUCUUCACAUUCUCUCGCUGCUGUGUGUUCACACUUGCCUACUGGUGACAAUAUUAUAGGAUAAUCCUAAUCCUAGAUUUUUGUAGCAUUCAGUUAAAACUAUCAAAUGAUUACUUCCAACCCUAACGUCGAUGAAUUUGAUAAAAGUCAAUUUAAAAUGAUCAAUGUGCAUGAAUUAUAGGUAAAUAUAAAUUAAACGCGUUUAGUUCAUUGCCACUGCGGGCGGAGGGAAUGCAAAAGGUUGGCCUCCUUGUGGUGGAAGGCUGGUGAAUUGGUACGACGAGGGUAGCGCCGGUGCAGGUUUGGGAAAACUGUUAAACUGUCCGUUGGCUUGGCUUGCGGGACCAGAACUGUAGGGUUUGUAGGAUCCAUAGGUAUUGCUUGAGGGCGCUGCACCACCUUGAUGAGGCGGGGGCUUAUUGAACCCACCGGCGCUACCGCUCGACGAGUAUGGUGGUGGCGCUCCAGCUGGCGUCGAGAAUCGACUCUGACGUGGUGGUCCGGAUCCGUUCAUCAUUCGAUUAGCUCCAUGAUCGCGCUGCUGGCCUCCACCAUUCAUAGCCGGCUUCGCACCAUAUUUGUUCUCGCCACCACCACCCAUUCCUCCGCCAAAUUUGUUGCCUCCAUCGCGAUUACCGAAACGCUGUCCACCACCAUAGCCUCCGUCACGCGGGGGACGAUUCUGCUGUCCACCAAAACGAUUGUUACCGUAGCGAUUGUUUCGGCCACCCCGUCCGAAGCCACCUUUGGCCAUUUCCAUAAGUUUGGGGUUAAUAACCUGUGGAUGAUCAAAAAGAAGCAUUAGAAUGUUUGGUACAAUUUCAAAAACUAAAGCAGUUUUACCUGAUUGGCUUCCCUCAGCACGUUGAUGAGAUCUCCCGCUUUAUUGGCGUUGCCAUUGGUGAACAGCGUAUAUGCGGUGCCGGUAUUGUUAGAACGACCCGUUCUGCCAAUCCGGUGUACGUAAUCCUCUGAGUUAGAUGGAUAGUCGUAAUUAAUUACGAACUUAACAUCUUCUACAUCUGAGGAUUGACAUUGGGUAGCGCAGUAAAUGGGAAGAAUAGUGUUAUUACAACGAAGAUUCGGAAAAAGUUGAACAACAGAGUUUUACAUAGUUCUUGUGGUGGAUCAUUUCAAAACGAAAAUUGAUUGUCCACAAGAUCACAGUGUACGAUAUUACUUUACAUGUGGGAUCAUAUUCAAAGUCCAUUAAAACAGAUUUUACAAAAUAUUUCUUCCAUUGUUUGAUGAGGAAUCCAGUUUUCAUCCGCGCAAAUUGUGAUGAUAUAUUUUUGUUGAUUUGUCAAUUAUCUUAGUUAAAAGACGCUCCUUACAAACUUUCUUGGUUACACACUGAACAAGCGUCUUCUUUUCAUCAAAAGCCAAAACUAAAUUAGAUUCAAUCCAUCACAGUUUUCAAACCUUGCUUCGGGUGAAACGUUUUCUUCAUCAAUAUUGGCCGUGCCUUUGAUUAUUUUAUGUUUUCCUUUUCAAUAUCAUUAGAACGAGCAGUACGAGCGGUUUCCCACACAAUGUCUCACUCCUUUUAAAACGGGGUUCACCCCCCAAUAAUCAAAUUCACUUGUGAAAUGUCUGUUUUAAGCACAUUACCUAGCUUUUGUUCAGUCAAAUUGGCUGGCAGAUCAUUUUUAUGUUUGACAAUUUCGAUUUCUAUGCAUAUUUCACUCACUUACAACUGACUGUAGCGUCAAGUAUUAGAGGCACUUAAUGGAUUGUUAUUGUAGGAUUAUGGUCAUUUUAUUAGAAUCACUGUUUUGUAUACUGGUAUAUACUAAUGUUUGAAGCAGUCGAUAAUAAUUCCUACUUAUCUUGCUUUCACAGGAAUAUAACCAUUGAAACAAACGAAGCUUCAAAAGAAAAUAAUUAUUUUUAAGCGAAAAACUACCGGUAUAGAAAUUAUUAGCAUCCAACCUUUCACGGGAAACUGAUUGCUCUGGGAUAUGAGUGUGAGGUGGCGUUAAACUGAGUCAAAGCCUUCAGAAGUUCAAGAGCAACAGGUUUUGGCAACUAGUUUGAAACCAUGAUUUAAAGAGAUAAUCCAUCAUGCCCUUUCAAGUGAUGAGUGAAUGAAACAUUGCAAAUCAUAUUAGCAAUAGAAACGAGUCAUUACAAUCCCGAAACCCAGAGAACAUCAUUUAAUCAUAUUAUCUAUUCAUGACUGUUACUUUCUUUUGAUUCUAUUUUAUCGUUAAACCUGAUUGAUUUACAAAACUAUUUGUUUUCCAAAUCCCUCUCCGUUAGUGAACAUGAGAUAAGCAAUACUCUCAUCCGACAUUUAUUUGUUUCCAUAUCAAUGAGUUUCUCUGUGUUCGCACCCGAGAUUGCUUACCCUUAUCAAUAAUUAAGAGCUAUUGCUGUUUUAGAUAAACCAAAUACACCCUGCAAUAUCGAUUGCCUCCAUAUUUGUUGCUCAAGGUGGCGAGACCAAAAGCGGAAAAUAUUUUCCCACCCUCUGUUUCUUCUAAACGCACAGCAUAAAGGCGUACAAAAGAUUAGUUUGUUAGGUUCAAGAAAAGAAAUGAUUCUUUUUUAUAUUUUUCCUGGUAUUCACUUUUAUGAUUAGGAUUGAAAAUUAAA
Messenger RNA from Uranotaenia lowii, 5163 nucleotides. RefSeq names its product b(0,+)-type amino acid transporter 1-like. Bases 324 to 1787 code for a protein of 487 amino acids. The transcript has 5 exons. The record is from RefSeq and is a predicted model, not a curated record. NCBI's taxonomy places the organism in Eukaryota, Metazoa, Arthropoda, Insecta, Diptera, Culicidae. Gene Ontology annotation, molecular function: L-amino acid transmembrane transporter activity. Gene Ontology annotation, biological process: amino acid transmembrane transport. Gene Ontology annotation, cellular component: membrane.